AUGGAACUGAAUCAACAAAUCCCUUUUUUGCAGGUAAAUAAAAAAUAUUUGCUACAACAAAAGCAUUUGAUAAAAUUAGCAUCAAUCGAAUGGUGUUCUCGAAUAAAAAUCUAUGUUGUAUUUAUCACAUUCUGGGAUAACGCAGUUUAAAGCUAUAUUUUUUCCAUAAAUUUCAAAUACAUGAAAUGCUCAAUCUCUCCUGUUGCGGGAUAUUUGCAACUUGUGUAUACUAAAACAAUCUCCAGAGAGAUUGUAAAAUCAUAUUACACUGUUAACUCAGUUUCGACCAAAGUACAUGCACAUAACAUACACCCUUAUUCCAGGUUCAAUUGUGCAAAAUGUUUCUCUGGUGUAAUUUAAUGUUAAGGAUAAUGAAGGAUGACUUACAUGAAAUUUACAGUUACUAGUUUAGUUGUGUUCUUCAUUGUAAUGUAUAAAUAAAUAAUAAAAUGUAAUAAUAGUAAUAACUAAAUUGUGGAUGUCAAAAACAAAUUUUUAUAUGUAAUUAUAAUUUUGCACAUUGCAUGUAUUUUGCAUAUUCUAAUCUUGAACAGUAUAUGCAUAAGUAUUUUUUUUUUUUUUUGUAUUUAUCCUACCAUAUAAUUGUAAUGUAAACUAUAAUAUAAUAUAUAUAAUAUAUAAUGUAAACUAUAAUAUAUCAUAAAAAAUUUAUAUCAGAUAUAUUUAGCUUCAACAAUCAAAUAUUUUUAAUUGAGAUAUUAUAUAUCAAGUGAUGCAUAUAAGAAUAUAAUCUUCUUAAAGGUUGAGCUUAAGGGUUGAAUUUAUCACUUCUUCGUACGAGUAAUUCCAAUAAUUUUUAUUUCAUUGUACAUUUACUUUAUAUUCCAUUUUUAAAUUUCAAACUUCAAAUUAAUCAAAGUUAAUCGAAUUAAAGGAAAAAUAGAAAUUUCAUAGAAAGUGAAGUAUGAAGCUUAGAAUGUAGUGGAAGCCCUAAGAUUAGCAAAGGGCUCGAUUUUACACGGAUCUUUCAGGCUGACGUAAACGUGUACCAACUGUAUUGCGACAGACUUAUGCAGGGCACAAGGUCCGGCCAUUCGCCAGUCGAAUUUUUACCGAUCGAAGACUUGGCGCGUGGCGCCUGGUUGUUAUCAGGAACGACUGUACCCGUCAGGAUCGUGAGUCAGAGCCGGAGCAAGAGCGACUCACACAGCGGAGGCCACUUCUCCGGCGUAGUCCCCUCCUGGCGGCGACACAUCGUGCUCUCAGAGGGCAACGGCGACGACGACGAAGGAGAGAUCGCCAGUCAAGACCCCGGCGAAGAAGAAAAGAGAGACGAGCGCGGUCGUGGAAAAACAUUCGCAUUUAACACGAACGGGUAUUCAGGAAGCGAGAAUGUCGGAGGGCUGCACGAGUUGCAGGGGUGCGAAUUAUGCAGGCACCACGCUGCAGUUAAGCUCGGCUUCCGGUGGCGGGACCGGAAGCAGCUCCUCUGCGUCUGGAAGCUCUUGCACAUCCACCAGAAGAGUACAGGUACGCGCGAAAGUGCUGUACGGUUCUGGCAAGGCGAUCGCCAGCUUGCAAGCACAAGAGAAAGCUGCCAGGCACUGAUAAGCGUCCUCCUCAUCCUUCUCUCUUCCGGUCUAUCAAAGUCAGCUACGAACUAUGAAAUCCCCCGACCGUCUGACGCAGAAUUAUCUUCAACUGUUCGACCAACAAACGACUCCACGCUGCACGGAUCAAACCAAGGCAACGAUAGUCCCGAGCUGAUAGAAACUUUAUUUAUUCCCGAGGAUCCAAGUGAAUACGAACGAAUUUUACUUUACGUGCGAAGAUUAUUCCAGCCGGCGGAAGAAACCAUCGAACCGUCCGAUCGAGAAGUUCCGAAGCACGCGAUCGACAAUGAAAAAGGCGAGGAUCGAUUCCCGAAGCUGGAGGACGUCCGAGGGAGAAAUUCGGGGCCGUCAGAGAGAGAAGAGAACGGGGAGAAAUAUUUGCAGAGAAAUCCCGAGGGAGGAGUUUCUCCGAGGACAACCACGGAGAGUAAUAGAAAGGACGAGGUGGUUUCGAUGGAAAGAAAGAACUAUGACGCCGGCUACAAUGGGAAAGGCGAACCCGACGAGAAGGACUUAUUGGAGGCGGCUAAUUUUGGGCUCGAUGCCAUGAGGGAUUUGUAUAAUGUUAAGGAGCCGAUGCUUUAUUCGAUGGGCCUUUACCUCGAUUCGGACAACCCUGCCAGGCACCUGGCAGUCUUUAACGACCAAACGGAAGAGGCAAGAACCCUCGCGAAGUACGGCUACGCGGUUCUCCAGGGCACCACGAUGUUCAAAAGGAAAUUCCCAAAUACUCCGGCGGACUCGCUUCUGUUUCGUCGCAGUCAAAGCAAUCCACUUCGACGUAACUGCCCAAACAGAGGAGUUCCUAACUGUCCAGCGGCUAGUUUGCGAUAUAGAACGUCUGACGGAAGCUGCAAUAACUUGCAGCAUUUGUGGUGGGGCUCCGCCAUGUCCACCAUGCAAAGAUUCUUGCCUCCGGUUUACGAUGAUGGUAUUCAGAGUAUCAGGAAAUCUGUCACAGGAAGACCACUUCCUAGCGCUAGACUGGUGAGCACAGUGAUUCACGAGGACAAAGAUAUUCCUUUGGAAUCUGUUACUCACAUGCUCAUGCAAUGGGGACAGUUUGUUGAUCAUGAUCUGACAGCAUCCGGAGUGUUUACCAAUAUCAGUGAGCACGCAGGACAGUUUCUUCGGUCCUUUGGGUGUCAGAUGUUUAGAAUUCGUUCGAAGCGGUUCAGCGCCGAAAGAAAACUGCGAAUUUGGCCCGAGAGAGCAAUUGUCACAGGUGACAAGUUACCUGGAUGCUUCGACGGUAUAUAGCAGCAACGCUUUUCAAAGUGACGCUUUACGACUAUUUCGAAAUGGUUUGUUACAAUACGGGAAGAUUGAAUCGCAGAGGCCAGUGCUACCGAAACUGGAUUCCGAUCUCUGCAGACGUGGGUCGUUAUCCACAAACUGCUUCAGAGCUGGAGAUGGCCGGCUUGGCGAGCAACCUGCCCUCACGUCUCUUCACGUAGCUUUUUUGAGGCUGCACAAUAGAAUCGCGACGAAACUUGCCGCGUUGAAUGCUCAUUGGAGCGACGAGAAACUAUUUCAAGAAUCCCGGAGAAUCGUCGCCGCUAUUGUCCAGCAUAUCACCUACAGGGAGUUCCUGCCUAUUGUUCUUGGUCAGAAUGUAAUGAAAAUAUUCGACCUCGAACUUCUGAAGAAAGGCUAUUACGAGGAUUACGAUCCAACAGUGAAUCCAACCAUCGCGAACGGAUUUUCUACGGCUGCCUAUCGCUUUGGUCACUCUCUGGUUCAACAAAGCUUCGUUCGAUUUACUAGCGAUCAUCAACCAAUUUUCAAUAACGUCUCCAUGCACAACGAGUUCACGAAUCCAGGAAACUUGGAAACAGCCGGUUCAGUGGAUCGUCUUAUUCUGGGUUUAAUCAACCAGAACGCCCAGAGAAGAGACGAGUACAUAAGCGAAGAACUAACCAACCAUCUUUUCCAAACGCCAUCAUUCCCCUUUGGGAUGGAUCUAGCCUCCAUCAACAUUCAACGAGGCAGGGACCACGGAAUUCCUCCGUACGUACAAUGGAGAAAACCGUGCGCUCUGUCUCCGAUAAAGAACUUCGACGAUUUAGAGAGAUUUAUGCCGCCGACCGCAGUAACAAAACUUCGAUCAGCCUAUUCGUCCGUUGAAGAUAUUGAUUUAUUUACCGGUGGGCUGGCAGAAAAGUCAGUGAGGGGUGGCCUGGUUGGCCCCACGUUUGCUUGCAUAAUUGGACAACAAUUUAGCAACAUACGUCGGGGAGAUAGAUUUUGGUACGAGAAUUCCCGCCAAGAAGGUAGUUUCACGCCUGGCCAGCUUCAGCAAAUCCGAAGAGUCACUCUGGCUCAAGUUCUUUGCGCAACUAUGGACAAUAUCGAAACUCUUCAACCGUUUGUAUUCCUGACGCAGGACACUUUGAAGAAUCAACGUAUAUCUUGCAACGAUCCUAUCGUUGGCCAGUUGAAUUUACAAUUCUGGGCAGAGAGACCCCCAGAAUUCAAGAGGAUAGGAAUCUUCGAUAAAAUAAAGAAGAAUGUGUCGACAAAUGCAAACACUCCUGCUAAUUCAAGCACUCAUAAUUUAAAUCCUCCGAAGACGAACGUCCACCAGCAAAAUCGGAUUGUUGUGAAGAAACCUGUCGGACCAUCGGACAACAUAACCAUAGUUGUUCAGAAUAACGCUAUUAAUUCGCCUGUCUUUCUGAAUGACGCUAUUCAUGGGUCCAGUAUAAUGGUGAAUCCUUCGUUGAACCAACAAACGCAACAGAAUACUGUCCCAACGUUUCCUGCAAUGAGGCCUGUAAUAAUAACGCAUCCUUUGGGAAAUCCUAUGCUUAACAACGAUUUUUAUGUUCCGUAUAGUUUCAGAGAUCCGAAUAAUCCUAAUCCUUUGAGCCAAGGGUACAGAUCAGGUUACGAUAGCGAGGUGGUGUUUGAUAGUUUUCCCGGAUCGAGUCCAAGGCCAACGUUGUACACUUAUUAUACGAUUUUCCAAAAGAUGACUACUCAGAGGCCUCCUCAAGAUGUGAACGCUUACGUUGUAAAUUAUAAACCACAGGAUCAUGGAUCUAAAUUGAGUUCGCGGCCUAAUUCACAAUAUCAGAGUCAAUCAUGGUUGAAACCUGUCUAUGGUUUGUCAGAGCAUUCACAGUAUCAGAGUCAAUCGCCUGUUUAUAAUUCGUUAAAUAAUAAUGACCAAGGAAAUAGAAUAAAUACUUGGCAGAAAGUUCAAUAUCGGCCUGUAGUUUUGAUUAAUCAACAAGCUUCGAGUAAUUUGCUGAGCUAUACUUCACAGGAUCCACAGAAUUACCUGAAAGACACUGAAAACGAAUAUGCUUCGAGUAAUCAACAAGACUAUCUAAAUAAGUAUGGCAAACCUUCUGGUAAUCAACAAGAUUAUCUAAACAGAUAUACGAAACCUUCAAACAUGCAACAGGAUUAUCAAAAGGACUCUGAAAAUAAUUAUAACCAAGUUUAUCCAAGUAGACACACCACUUUGCCCAGCGUUUCUUCUCACAAGAAGACCGAGGACAAAGUGACAAAUGAUCAACAUUACAGACCUUAUCAAGAAUCAAAUAGGAAGCCAACAGAGAUUGAUUAUGGCUCGAGUUAUCAAACUGAGUUUUCCAUUAGACCUACCACAAGCCUAAAUAACAAAGGAAGCACCAUUAAUCCCGACACCGUGUACAUAAGUUCCUCUGCAAGGCCUGUUACAAGUGAUGAAGAGUCUGACGGAUCUUAUAAUACAAUGUCUCACUCAACUUCUAUUUACAGACCGGCGCAACAGAUUAGCGAUCAUCAAAUAAAUAAAUCAGAGAAUUUUUAUCAGCCACCGAAGACAACCCACAGUAUGACAAUCAUGACGGAACCCACGGUGAGCGAAGGCGAACGUGACAUCGACAGGAUAGAGAAUCGAGUUACCAGCGAGAUUCCGAGACCAUUGGCUCACCAGACAGGUAAUAACAGAUUGAGGAAACCUGGUCAGUAUUAUUACGAAAAGAACGUGUUGCAUCGAUAUCCGGACACGAUAGAGGGUCAGACUGGCUAUAAUGCUGAAGAGAGGCACAAAACAACUAGUAACGAGACGUUGAUCGAUCAGAUGCUUAUCGAGACUUCCGUGACGAAUCACCAGGUUAUCGAUGGAAAUCGGAACAAUACAGACGUUGAGAUAAUAGAUCACACGAGAAAUGAAUCGUUCGAUGGUGUAACAGGGGAUGACGCGGCUGAAGAUCUCGAUGACACCUUGUCGGAAGAGAUUGAAGCUAUCUCCAACAAUGGAACGAGUUGGCUGAAUCCACAAGAGGACACAAGUCUACCAUCAGUUCUGGAAAUGCCAAAAAUCCUAUCAAACAAAACCACUGCCGCUAAGGAACUACCAAAACCCAUAAAGCUCAGAAAUUACGCCUUUAAACAAUAAGUCCUCUGUUACUAUCUCCAUUUCUCGAUAUCAAUGGUUCUUUCAUUUCUACAUCCAUCGAAAAAUCGUUCCACUUAUUGUUAGUUUGUCAUUACGUAAUCCUCGCGAGUUAAAGAAUGUGCAAUUAACUUAAUUUUAAAACUAGAUUGUCCGUUACUAUUUAUUAAUGCUUUAGAAAAAUUCUUACCAUGUAAAGAGAGUCACCGAUAGUAAUUUAAUUCAUAAUUAUAGAGAUUUAACCUGUUUCGCUUGUAAUUUUCUCUUAGCCGAUAUUACCACAUUAUUAUAUACAUCACAUUAUUCGAAUUUCUCCCAGAAAUUUAGUCGAAACUUUGCUUCUUAUUAUUUCUUUCUCCAUCGAGAACUUAUAAUUUUGUGAAGUAUUGAAAGUUAAGAAAAAAUUGAAAUACAGUAGACUUAUUGUAUGAGAACAUGAACAACAUGUUUGGAACAAUUAUUGUCAUGCUAAUUUUUAUUUUCUAUAUUUCAUCGAAUCAAUAGUAUAUAUAUGCUAUUGACUAAAAAAAAAAACAUACACAUUACUAAUGUCGGUAAUAAAAUCUUUUAUUCCAUGGAAAUUUAACAAAAGAAAUAAUCAGACAUUUAUUAUGUUUUUAACAUUAGUUAAAAAGUGUAACGCUCAGCUAAAGCAAAUUUAAUUUUUUCGAAAUCAUUUGAGAAUUACAAUCGCUGGAUCUGCGGAUUCUUAUGCAAUUGUGAGAAAUUUGAAGAAUUAUGCAAAAAUAAACAGAAAUUCAUGAAAUAUAUAUAAAAAUAUAUGAAAUAUCUCUGUGCAAAAAGUGUAAUAUUUUAUACAAUAAUUAAUAUAGAAAUCAGUUUUUUAUCUAGAUUCCACUUUCUAAAUUUUAUGUAUAAA
Molecule: messenger RNA, 6844 nt
Organism: Heterotrigona itama
Lineage: Eukaryota; Metazoa; Arthropoda; Insecta; Hymenoptera; Apidae
Source: the annotation of a GenBank genome assembly